Raphanus sativus (radish) is the source of this 1843-nucleotide messenger RNA. Its product is annotated as COP1-interactive protein 1. The record is from RefSeq and is a predicted model, not a curated record. Lineage: Eukaryota; Viridiplantae; Streptophyta; Magnoliopsida; Brassicales; Brassicaceae. The coding region runs from base 241 to 1758 and encodes 505 amino acids. The transcript has 3 exons.
UUAUAAAAAGUACCUCUCGUUUUAUAUGCGACUCUCAUCCCAUUUCGCUACAAAACUCUUUUUUUAUCUUCCAAUAGUCAGAUUGUCAUUUGUUUCAGUUUUCUCUGCCGGACGGACAGAGAAACAAUAUUCGAGAUCCUGUAAAAACUCCAAAACUUAAGGGUUUCUUUUAGACUUUGCUGCUUCUCUUUCUGUGAUUCAUCUCUUGCAAAUUUAAAUCACAAGAAGAAAAAGAAAAAAAUGUUGCAAAUGGAAGAGGCUAAAGCAGAAGUGGAAAAGAAGGCUUCUACACUCUUAAAGUAUAUCCAAAACAAAAACAAGAUCCCAAAGGGUACAAAGAAGGAGCUGGUUGUGAUUGUCAACGAUCUUCAAGACCAGUGUCAGUUGCUUUACUCUGUGUUCCAUGAUUUGGAGAGUGGUGGAAGAAAAGGAAAACCGGCCGGUGCUGCUGCUUCUUCAUCUAGGUCUAGUUCGGAUUUGGAUUACUUUUCUUCAGAGGAAAUAGAUAUCAGCGCAGGUAAUGUUAGUGAAACAUUGAGCUCAGAUUACGCGGCGAUGCUCAGAAAGAUGCAAGAGACAGAGUUAACAAAUGAAGAUUUGAAGAGACAGGUGAGCUGUCUGAAACAGGAAGUGGAACAGGCGGGUAAUGUCAUAGGCAAGAGAAGCGAGGACAGAGACCAUUUCAAGGGUUUGAUGACAAAAGGUGAAGUAGCAUUAAUGUUGCGUAACCAGAAGAAUGAGUUAGCAUUGCAGCUGAAGAAAAAAACCGAUGAGGCUUCGGAGAUACAUAUGCAACUGAAGCGUUUGGAGGGAGAAAGAGAGGAGGAGAUGAAGGUUAAGACUUCUGAGAUUGACCGUCUUAAGGAAGAGAAUCACAAGCUGCAUACAAGAAUUGCCGAUCUUGAUUCACUACAAAAGGAGAGACAGAUGAAAAACAUCGAUGAAAUUGAAGAUAAGAGUAAGAAACAAGAAGAUAUCAUUCGCCGGCUAUCAAUGGAGAUCAAGGACCAAAAGAAAGUUGUUAAAGAACAGAAAGAGGCCAUUGACAAGUUCUCAGAGGAACAGAAGCUGAUGAAACGUUGGUCAUUUGGUUCUAAACUGAAUACCAAUAUUCUCGAGAAGAAAAUGGAGGAAUUAUCUGAGGAUUUCCAAAUGAAAAUGGAAGAUCGUAUCCGGAUACUGUACAGGAGGAUCCAUGUAGCCGAACAAAUACACUUGGAGAGCAAGAACGAGUACAUGAACACACAAACACAAGGAAACAGAGGAGAUCUCACUCUCUCUGAAAACCAAUUCAAGAAAAUCAAAGAUAUAGUGGAGAAAGGGCUUGCUGGACCAGAGAUGGUAGUAAAGAAGCUUGAAGAAGGCGAUGAUUUAACGACCAAAGUCACCAGACUAGCUAAAGAGAUUGAUUCAGCUAGAAAGUGGGUGCAUGAGAAGAACAGCAAGAUGAAGCAUGAGGUGGAAACUCUGGAAGCAAAGCUAGAGUGCAGUGAAGCACAAGAAACUCUGUUAAAGGAGAAGCUAUCGAAACUAGAGGGGAAGCUUGGAAAGGAAGGAACAGGGAAGAUGAGUGUAGAAAAGGCUAUGAGAAGAAUCAAAAAGCUUGAGACUAAUGUGAAGGAGAGAGAUGUGGAGUUGAUGUGUUUGGGAGAAGAGAAGAGAGAAGCCAUAAGACAACUAUGUGUCUUGGUUGAUUAUCAGCGUUGCCGAUAUGAUGAUCUCAAAACAUCCAUUUGUAAGGUUGCUCUUCAAGCAUAAACUUCAUUUCUCUUUUAUUGUAUUCUUUGUUUGGAUCUCUACAAUUGUAUAUAUUAUAACUCUAUAAAAAACAUUGUAUAUAUUA